Molecule: messenger RNA, 660 nt
Organism: Hylaeus anthracinus
Lineage: Eukaryota; Metazoa; Arthropoda; Insecta; Hymenoptera; Colletidae
Product: cytochrome c oxidase assembly factor 6 homolog
Exons: 4
Coding region: 308-541 (77 amino acids)
Biological process (GO): respiratory chain complex IV assembly
Cellular component (GO): mitochondrion; respiratory chain complex IV
Source: RefSeq, a predicted model, not a curated record
CACUCUGUAAAGCUAACAUUCUAUCUGCAAGGCAAACACCAUGUGUUCUUUCACAUUUUAUAUAUUAGACAUAACAAACUGAGAAAUGAUAAUUAUAUACUUCUAAAGUUUGUAGUAUCUAAUACAAACGUGGUCAAUAUUUAAAAAAUUAAUAUUGUAUAUUGCAUUAUUUUAUAGUUCCAACGAAAGGAAUAGACAGGAUCUUAUUUUUGAUUCUAUAAAAAUAAGUGUUUAUCAUACAUCUCAAAUUCAAUAGUGAGCAUUUGUACAUUCACUGCAAAUUUCAGUUACAAAAUAUCUGUGUAGAAUGUCUUUCCCAAAUAAAGACGACCGUACAAAAUGCUGGAAUUAUAGGGAUGUAUAUUGGAAAUGUCUUGAUGAUGGUAAAUCAGAUUCAGAAUGUAAGAAAUCUAGAGAAGACUAUGAAAAGUUUUGUCCUGCGUUAUGGGUAAAACACUUUGAUCGUAAGCGAGAGUACUUGAAAUUCAAAGAGCAAAUAGAGCAAGGGGGGUAUGUUCCUGGAGAGCCAAAUCCAGCAUAAUUCUAAUUUAAUGAUUACAAUUUAUAAGUUACCACAUUUAAACUAAUAGUUGUUGAACUGUUUUCAUAUUAAGUUUCCUUAUUUCUGUUACUUAUAAUAAAACAAAUGCUUCAAAGUAA